UAUUGAUUUUUAUUUAUUCCGGUUAUUGAGAUUCAUACUUUUCGAAACAUAGUAAAUUGAAUUUUGACUGAGUUUUCCUCAGUUUUGGUCACGAUUUUCAGUGCGAUUUUGUUUUUUUUUUAAUAAGCUCUGUCCCACUUUAAACCUUCACUACUGUAUCGCUGUAAACAAGCAAAUCAGCUGCAAAAAGGCCAACUCCACGUCCAGCUGCUUGAAUGUGUGUGAGUGCGCGUGUGCCUAUAUACUCGUAAUGUAAACGUAACGCGCUAUAUAUCGCCAUGGCCUGUGGGCGUGUCUUUAUUGGCGUUCGAUAGUCGAGGGUCUUUCUUCGCUUUACUCGCGAACAAAACGCUUAGAACGACGGUUGUGGACGAAAGUGUUUUCCGUUUGGUGCGUGAGAUCAGUCUCGCAUUGUUUUGACUCUCGGGCGGAAACGUUGAACCUUUUUUCUGGAAGCACGCAAUCGAUUCGGUUUCGCAGCGAUUGCUCCCGGUCUCGUUGAAGAAAGUGAAUCAGUUGAUGGCGAUCAUAGCCGUGAACCACUUUGUAGGCUAGUGAUUUUGUGUUCUAUUUCGAUUGUCGGCGAAGUGUCGCGGUUAAUUACGUAACUUUCAGUGAAAAGUAGCAAAAGUGAUCUGACGGGAAUCGCCAUCGUCAUUAUCGAUAAUCCGGUUGUAAUGUCAGCUUGGGAAACCGUGAUUAAUUAAACAGCAAUGCAAUACGUGUAAUUGCAGGUGAUAUGAGAUACUCGAUUAAAUCAUUCGUUUAAAAAGUUGUUGAGUGUUGAGUGCCGGUGGGAAAACAGAACAAAGUUGAGUACAAGUGGUGAUAAUAUUACGGAAAAAGUUGGCCAAACACAAAGUGCUUUCAAGAAUUUGUUUCACCGUGUGGUCACAGGCGGUAGUUGCAGUAGCUCAAUAUUAGGUGCAAAUUUUUGGGUUGAGCAAACGAGCUCUUAAUACAUUCAAAAUUCCGCCACUAACGAUAAUGUCGUCUCCGCACGAGGACGAAGAUCAAGAUCUUGAUCAGGAGAUUAACGUGGACGCCGAUUCGGACUGUCAAUCCCGCGUAUCCUACAACAGUGGAUCGGAGGAUAUUGACCUGGAUGGUGAUGGAAAUGGGUCCUGUUACGACGAGUCCGACAUUACAAGUGAUCAUCAAACACACACGACUGAACCAACCACACGAUCACCGAACGAAAACUUGCCAUUCAGCAUAUCGCGGUUGCUGGGUAAAUCGUACGAUCGUGACCAGAAGGAUAAGGAUGCAGCCACCGAGGACUCCAGUCCGGAGGGACUCAUCAAGAACGGACAUCACAUUACGGUCAGUUCGGCUGGGAGCUUACAGUACGCCGCUGGGGCACUAUACAGCUAUCCCAUGUACCCUGCCGGACAUGUGCUUCGAGUGCCUCCCCAGCGGGGACCAUGCAAUCCGUUGUCCUGGACCCUGCCACCUCUACAUCCUGCCGCUCUCGCCCACCAGGCAGUGAAGGAUCGACUUGCUGCAUUCCCCAUCGCCCGUCGCAUUGGCCAUCCGUACCAGAAUAGGACACCGCCGAAACGAAAAAAGCCACGCACCUCCUUCACCCGGAUCCAGGUGGCGGAGCUGGAAAAGCGGUUCCACAAACAGAAGUACCUGGCAUCAGCGGAACGAGCUGCCCUCGCACGGGGUCUAAAAAUGACCGACGCUCAAGUGAAAACCUGGUUCCAAAAUAGACGCACAAAAUGGAGGAGACAAACAGCGGAAGAGCGAGAAGCUGAACGGCAAGCAGCCAAUCGAUUGAUGCUUUCACUACAAGCAGAAGCCCUCAGCAAAGGUUUUGGCCAGCCACCGCCAUCAGCUGCGGCUCCAACCUCUGCAACACCUGGUGCUCCGUUGGCAGCGCUUCACGGACUACAACCAUGGGCCGAGGCACAUACGGCUGGAUGUUAGACUCCGCUUCUCUGCAAGGCCUAAAUCCUCCAGGAACCCCGCACAGAAGACAACAAGCAGAAAUCAAUGAAAACACAUGUGUGUGUGUGCGUGCAACUUAAGCUUCAGCAAAAAAUCCAACCGAUAAAAAUUGUGUGAUACAGGGAGUGUUGAGCUAUUGUGAGUGAAGAUUGAGUGACUUGAAGCACAAGUGUAACAUAAUACAUUUAGCUAAGCUUAGUGCUACAAACGGAACGAUGUGCGUUGAAAGUGACAGUGGCAGAACUCCUGAAGCAAUUACGAAACUGGCGACCAUUGUGCGAGACUGUGUUGUAUUAUAGUUGUAAAAAAAACGAAGGCAAAUUAACUCACCAAGGAUACGGACACAACGAAAAUCAUGCUCCAUCUCGAUUGAUGCAAAAAGUUGUAGAAAUAUCAAAUCGAGUUCUCAAUGAGGGCAGAUCUAGGAUGUAGGAUUGUUGAGGAUCGGUAACUAGUUACUUGUAGAAUGUUCAACUGCAACUAAAUAAUAACUUCCACUAGGAAAUCACAACACAAUCGCUGUAGUGAGCGAAACGAUUAUUAGUACGCAUAAGCAAAGAGCAUCUUUACACGUGCAGUAUUUUCAGUGCCCUGUGUAAAUAGUAUACUAUAUAUUAUCGCUACGCUACGCAAAUUAUUAUUAUUCUUCGAGGAAUCCGGGUGCAAGUGCUGCGUCGUCCGGCCUCUUAUUCGACCCGGAGUUAUUCCAACAAAUCGCUUUCUAAGCUGUUAGCUAAUUGAUCGUAGGUCCCAUGUAAGCAAUUGGCUAUCAUUGUACAUUUCACUCAUUGCACUUCAUUCUGUAUACCAUUAAACGAUGAUCGCUGGCACGUUUUGGUCACAUCGCCAGACAGAUUAUUACGAAACCAAUAAAACCCGGAAGGAAUAAAUGAAACGCCUCAAUCAUAUUCGGUUGAAACAUUACGGAACACACAUUGUACAUUUCCCGAAUAGGGAACUAUUAAGGAAAGUAAGCUUAAUUUACUGCUUUGAGAAGUGACAAGUGCGCAACGCCAUUCGUUUUGCAUCAACGUCCACAAAAAAAGCAAAGAGAACACACUUAAUUAUUAUCUCCAAAGCAGCUAAAAGGGUCAGCAUACGAACUUACGGCUAUACAGAUUGGCGACAAGCAAGCAAAAAAAAAACACGGACAACUGAAACCAUUAUAAAGGAAAAAUAAAAUGAUGAAAAUAUCAAAAAACACAAA
Molecule: messenger RNA, 3160 nt
Organism: Anopheles stephensi (Asian malaria mosquito)
Lineage: Eukaryota; Metazoa; Arthropoda; Insecta; Diptera; Culicidae
Gene: C15
Product: T-cell leukemia homeobox protein 3
Exons: 4
Coding region: 988-1932 (314 amino acids)
Biological process (GO): regulation of transcription by RNA polymerase II; animal organ development
Cellular component (GO): nucleus
Molecular function (GO): DNA-binding transcription factor activity, RNA polymerase II-specific; RNA polymerase II cis-regulatory region sequence-specific DNA binding
Source: RefSeq, a predicted model, not a curated record